Gymnodraco acuticeps is the source of this 4472-nucleotide messenger RNA. RefSeq lists its product as uncharacterized. The transcript is spliced from 7 exons. The record is from RefSeq and is a predicted model, not a curated record. The coding region runs from base 3931 to 4416 and encodes 161 amino acids. NCBI's taxonomy places the organism in Eukaryota, Metazoa, Chordata, Actinopteri, Perciformes, Bathydraconidae.
AGGGAGACUCCCCCCCUUCACUGGAGAACUGCUCUAAAACAGCUGAUCACAACGUUCACGCUCUGUGGUCACGAAGUACUCCACUAGCCCCCCCCCCCCCCAAAUUCACAACGGGUCGGGUCGUGGGUCAACAGGUUAUAUCAACAGGUCGGGUCCAGAUUUGACUUGAAGAUAAUUGCAUGUAACGGUCGGUUCGCGGUAGCUACUGAGCUGCGAGGGUUCGGGUGGGUGCAGAUUUGCAAAACUGGACCCAUGCAGGACUCUGCCCCAGAGGCUUUUAAGUUGAAGCUUAACCCUUGUGAAUCCCUUUUUAAAAACGUUACUUUGAAAACACUAACGACAAAAAUUUCCUCAUCUAAAAAUACUGUAAUAAAGAUAUUAUAGGCUAUGUUAAUAUUUUUGUUCCACUUUCAAUUACUUACAUAUUUUUAACCAAAUUCAGUGCUGAUCAUAAUUAUCAAAUGUUCAUUCAUUUUUAUUUUUGUCGCUAGGGAUUUGAAAGUCACUAUUUUGAUUACACAUACACUUAUUAAGAACAUGUUUCCAAAAAAACACAUCUUUACCAAAUGUCGUGCCAUAUUCUUAACACAAUCAGAAUGCUCGCAAAAUUAAACAGUGGCAUGGAUAAUACAUUUCCUUAGGGAGGCAUAAGGGUUAAUGUGCUUAUUUAAUUAAAUACUGCAUCACAGUAGGAUGUUAACAGAAUUUACUGUAAUUGACCCAAGGAUGGCAGAUUGCUUAAAGUUGCAUUGUAGUCUUACGAUAAGAGAUACAGUAAUUAAAUGAGAUUUUGUACUUUUGUAAUGUUUGUAUUUAGGAAAAUAUGUCAGUGAAAGAGGGAGAGAUGGACAGCACAGUAUCAAGAAACAGUGUUACAGCGCACCUACGGGUGAGGAAGACGAGGACACAAGUCAGGAUGACAGGGAAAUAAGUAACACACAGCCACAGUCUGAGAUAGACACAGAAGAGUCAGACCAACAAAGUACAGAGACAGCCACCGAAAUGACAACAACAAUGAACGGAAAGGGACAAACAGGCAAGGACAAGAAAGGGCCAGAAAAGGAUAAAAAACGAAAAAGGAACAAACGAAAAACAGGGACAGAGCCUGUGGGGAAAGAUGAAGAUAAGAAUGAUGAAGAAAAACAGUGUUACAGCGCACCUACGGGUGAGGAAGACGAGGACACAAGUCAGGAUGACAGGGAAAUAAGUAACGUACAGCCACAGUCUGAGAUAGACACAGAAGAGUCAGACCAACAAAGUACAGAGACAGCCACCGAAAUGACAACAACAAUGAACAGAAAGUGCAAAGCAGGGCCAAAAAAGUUCAAAAUUGCCAUGACAAGAAAACAAUGGAACAAAAUUAAACCUAAACAUGGCAAAAAAAAACUCCGUCCCCCCUGGACUGAUACAUUAUAUCAAGAAUUUUUGAAAAAUAAUCCAUGCUGCACACUUGCUUUCAAAUACCAGCAUGUUAAGACAAAUGAUAGCCGUAAAAAGAAUUCGCCAUUUUUCUGUGCCUCUGCAAAAUGCACAUUUAAUGGAUGCAACGCUGUCUACAGUUUCUCAAAAAAGAACAGGCCAAAAUCAACGGAUAAAAAAAUUAUUUUUAAAGUCAUGCGCAUUGGUGAAGUUAUACACCAUAAAAAUCAAAGGCGAUUUAGACCAGCAAAAUACACAAGAAGAGGAACAAUUUCCAAAGCCUUAACCAGUGGUGUCAGUAAUUAUUAUUACACUAUGUUAAGACAGACACCAGUAGAGGAAAUAAUGGCUGGUAACAUAAGCAGAAGCCUCACCAAAGACGUGUUAAAGAAAAUAUCCUCUGAAGUGAAGAAAAGUGCAAGGCUCCACGAUGACAUGAUGCUCAUGUUGACUCAAAAAAUAAUCAAAGAGAGCAGCAGUCAUGCAUCAUCAAAAGGCUAUCUUCAGCACCUACAAAUUGAUCCGUUUGCUGUACAUUUAUACACAGAUGCUGGAAUAAAGAUAUUGACUGAGCACUUGAAAAAGCCAAUACCUACGACUCUCUACCUUGAUGCCACAGGCAGCGUGAUACAGAAAAUUCCUGAUCAAAAUAAGCGGGUCUUGUAUUAUGCUUUGGUUUUGCCCGGAAUGGGUAAGGAUAAGCCUCCCUUGCCUGUCACAGAACUGAUCACCAACAGCCAUUCCAUUCCAUCUAUUUCCCAUUGGCUCAUGGAAUUUAAAAGAAAGUUGUCUUACAUAACAAAAAGAAAGAUAGCACAGGUUGAGACAGAUUAUAGUUGGGCUCUGAUAAACAGUGUGCUUCUGUCUUUUAACAGGGAAAAUAUGUCAGUGUACCUUGACAGAGCAUUUGAGAUAGUGUCUGGACAAACUGAACUGAUUCCUAACUUCACUGUGCUGCAUCUGUGCUCUGCUCAUAUCAUGAAGGCUGUGUCACAAGCAUUUGGGAAAAAAACUGUAGACAGAGGCACACAGGAAUAUGCAACAUUCUGUUUUGCGUACAUCCUGAACUGCACAAGUAUGCAGGAAGCCCUUAAUGUUUUUUAUCAUAUGUGUGUGCUUUUUGAUGCAGAGGAGUACACUUAUUCGGUGAAACAGAGCAAAAUGUACCUCGACAAGUGCAUUUUGCAAACUCGGGACUUGAAACUGGAGGAAAGUGGACAUGUAAUGGGAGAGGAGGAAAGCAAAAUGGAAACAAAUGCUCAUAGCAUUAUUGGAAAGUCCCCUUUUACACAAGCUUUUCAAGUCAGGCGGGACCAAGCAGAGUGUGACAUUCUCUCUGACGAUGCUGUUCAGGUAAAAAACCACUACCUCUGUCCUGGUGUCAUUGAUGCACUGUUCAAAAACUACAUGGGGAUCUUCCCAUUGUGGAGUGGUUUGUUGCUUGGGGAUCUGUCGCGACAUAGAAAAGGUACCUCAAAAAAAGAUGGAAGUCAUAAAACCAGGGAUACCAACUGCCAUGUUGAGCUCUGGUUUGGGUUGGUCAAACACUCCAUCCUUUUAAAAAAAAAGUACCUGAGACCAGCUGAGUUUGUCUCCAAAAUGUAUGCCUCAAUACAAGGAAGAUACGUAGAGCACAUUGAGCAACACAAUCUGCCAAUGCAUAUUCUGGACAAAAACUUUGGGCAUCCUAGCAGGCCAGAUGAUGACCACGAGGAACAGUGGAACAAGCGGGAAAGUUCUGCUGGUCACUCCAAGUCCAAGUCCAAGUACUUCAAUCCACCAAAAGCACUACCCAACCCCAAGAGCCCACCUGCCACAAAGGUGAAGAAAAGAAAAGUGGACCAACAGGAAAAAGAUGCACAGGGAAAUUUGACCUGGCUGUGGAAAAAAAAGGACACAGAGGUGGUCGUGGCAGUGCUCCCCUCACAGAUGAAAGGACGCAUCUUGCUUAUCCGCCACUGUGAGCUAUGCUCACUUCGACCCCACCAGUGGUUGACAGGGGAGGUAAUUGAAGGCGUGUUUCAUGUUGCUGCCGACAAAUUCGCCGUUCUGAACAAAAUUUACUUGCUAAAUCACUACACAGCAAGUGUCAUUUUGUUCGGGGACAGAACUCAGCUAAUAUCUCACAGUUUACCGAAGGUAAUGUGUGUGGUCUGUGUAUGUUUAUGUGUGUGGUGUGUUGUGUUUGUGCAUGGUGAUGCUGUAGGGGGAAGUAGGUGUGGAUUUGAUUUGUGGGCUCACACUCACACAUUAGGUACAUGGAGUGAAGGUCUUAAAUAGGAAAUUAGCUGAGAUUAUUUUACUUUAUCCUCUCUGAAACUAUACUCAUUAGUUAAAUCACCUGAUAAAUCUACUUACUAUUGAAUUCCCAUACCAACACUUGUUUUAAGCACAACAAAUGAAUGGCACAAGAACAUCAUUGUCAGACUAAUGUUGUUGUUAUUUUUACCUUAGCCUUCAAGUUUGUUUUAAUCCUUUAUUUGAUGCCAUUAUAGGUCAACUUUGACAACUAUGAAGCUGUCCUGUCCUUUGUACUUGUCAACAACAACCACUGGAAGUUGCUGGGAGUACUUCAGGGUGAGGAGGACACGCCACAGCAUAACAGACUGGGUGGAUGUUAAGUGGAAGGGAGGCGUUAUGGGCCACCCACUUCAAACGGAUGGAUGUAGCUGUGGUGUCGUUGUUGUGAAGAUGGCAAAGGCAGUCAUGGAGUCCUUCCCUCUGAUCCCGAAUGUGAAUUUCGAGUGUUCGAAGAAAUACAUGAAACGGGAGAGGAGAGAACUGGCUCUCGAAAUCCUUGAGGCAUCAGUCUUUGAUGAGCACACUUAUUGUGCUAUGUGUGCUGCCUUAAGGCCUCCAGGAUCUGGAUCUCCCAUCACAGACUGGGUUCAGUGUGAUGACUGUGAACGAUGGUACCAUGCCCAGUGCCUGGCAAUGGACAGCAGAGACUUUAAAAAGGCAGAGACAGGAUAUUGGAAUUGUCCUUUGUGCAAGUAAUACUUGAAAUGUGCUCAAUGAUGACGAUUAGUAAAACAUGUGUCCUGUGUAGCCUU